Penaeus chinensis is the source of this 7223-nucleotide messenger RNA. RefSeq names its product nuclear pore complex protein Nup98-Nup96-like (gene Nup98-96). Gene Ontology annotation, molecular function: structural constituent of nuclear pore. The transcript has 32 exons. Gene Ontology annotation, biological process: protein import into nucleus; RNA export from nucleus; post-transcriptional tethering of RNA polymerase II gene DNA at nuclear periphery. Gene Ontology annotation, cellular component: nuclear pore cytoplasmic filaments; nuclear pore. Bases 170 to 5791 code for a protein of 1873 amino acids. NCBI's taxonomy places the organism in Eukaryota, Metazoa, Arthropoda, Malacostraca, Decapoda, Penaeidae. The record is from RefSeq and is a predicted model, not a curated record.
ACAAAUUAGGACACAAACGAACGCGAAAAGAAGAGAAAAGGGAAUAAAGAACAGUUAGAGGAGGCAGAAUAUCCGUGUGGAUUUUCGUCGCGAUUGUAGUUCAGUGGAAAAAACAUGUCCGGAGUCAACACUUAUUUCUGAAUUACGGCGUAUCGAUAUAUAAGAAAAAAUGUUUGGACAGCCACGAGCCCCCUUUGGAGGCACAACGUCCUCCUUUGGGGCAAGUUUUGGAACACCCAGUACAACAACAACAGGCUUUGGAAACACAACCUUUGGAAGGGCCACAUUUGGAAAUCCACAACAAACAACAAGUUUUGGAACCACAACAACACCAUUUGGUGGUGCUACAUCUUCGGGCACUUCCCUCUUUGGUACACAGCAGCAGCAGGCAACAGGCGGGCUGUUUGGACAACAGCAGACACAACAGCCAACUGCUGGUUUCAGUCAUCCUAGUAGUGGGUUUGGGUCAACUAGUGGAGGUGGAUUAUUUGGACAGACACAGCAACCAACAAGCACAGCAGGCCUCUUUGGCAGCACUGGCACAAGUGGGUUUGGUGCACAACAGUCAACGCAGAGUAGACCAUUUGGCUUUGGUCAGACCACAACCAGUACCACUGCAGGAGCAGGAGGCCUGUUUGGUACCACACAGCCAGCCACUGGAGGAGGAUUGUUCAGUGGUACAACAGGAUUUGGUGCCACUGGAGGAGCUGUCACAGGGACAACUGUCAAGUAUGAACCUGUAACAGGCACGGACACUAUGACCAGAAAUGGUGUAUCCACAAACAUUCGGACACGAAUUGAGGUCAUCUCAACCAUGAAGGAAUAUGAAAACAAAUCUCUAGAAGAGCUGCGUGUUGAGGACUAUUUAGCUAACCGCAAAGGUCCAGGCCAAGGAACAACUCUUGCUGGCUUUGGUCAGACACCCCAGGCAACAAGCACCCAGCCACAGAUGCAGGGAACAGGGUUGUUUGGUUCAGGCACUGGUACUUCUCUCUUUGGAACUACAAAGCCACCUGAGAAUAAGUCUCUCUUUGGCACUGGAACCACUAGUGGUUUUGGUGCAACCUCAGGUGGUGGCCUCUUUGGAAGUGGAACAAGCACUGCUGCAUUUGGUCAGACUAGCACAGCUCCAGCCACAAGCUUCUCCUUUAACCAGACUACACAGCAGCAACAAAAAACAGGAGCCUUCUCCUUUGGUACCACCCCAACAUCAACGCCAUCACUGUUUGGUUCAACACCGCAGCAGCAGCAGCAGCAGCCAUCCUUUGGCUUUAGUGGUGGUUUCCAAUUGGGUCAGAACACUCAGCAACAGAAUACUGGUGGUGGUCUUUUUGGAAAUCAGAAACCUGGAUUCUUCUCAAAUCAGAAUACAGGUACUGGGCUGUUUGGCAGUAAACCGGCUGGCACAACCCAGCCUCUGAGCACUGGCUUUGGAACCACCAAUCCUGUACCACCAUUUGGUUCAACCCCGAAUACUAGUGCUGGUGGGGGACUCUUUGGUGCACAAAACACUCAAAACAAGACUGGAAUGUUCUCUGGCUUUGGUGGUAGUAGUGGUUUUGGGACCACAGGCUUAUUUGGUCAAAACAACAAUCAGCAGAAACCAGGGAGCCUCACUUUUGCAACACCAAGUUUUAACCCUGGUCUGGGUCAAAAUUUGGGAAGCAAUACAGGGAUGGGCUUGUUCAACGCAGGUGGCACAAAUACCAGUGGUGUAGGCCUUGGCGGGGGUGGCCUUUUAAGCACCAAUACAGGUUUUGGAUUGCCACAACAAGCUGCAGUUGGUGGGGGAGCAGGCGGAAGUGCGUAUCCAGAUCUUGGAAAACUUGUAAAGGCCUUGACAGAGAAGCCAUUUUUGAAUAUAACCAAUAAUGAAAAAUCAUCAUCAGAUAAGGCUACUUCACCAAGUGACCAAGGUGGUUCAAAACUAACUAGCUCAAACUUGAAACCUACAUAUGUUCUCUCACCAUCACUAGUUGCCAACAAUAAGCUGAAACCCAAGCCAAUUACCAAGAAUAACAAUCAAGGAAAUGACAGACACUGGCUCUUUAAAGGGCUGGAUGAUCCCAAUGAGGAGAGCUCAGAAGAUUUCCUAAAGCCCAAGAAAUAUCCCAGUGUAAGGAAGCUGAACCUGAAGGUGUUCAAGGCUGCUAAGGGUGAUUCGUCCCUGAGCAGCCCAACCAUCAGUACCACGGCUGAUAAGUCUGGUGCUGGUGAUGCUCCCUCUCCCCUCACCACGCCUGUCAGUCCCAUUGGUGAUGGCACGCCCAACAGAACUAGCCUCCCUCCCUCACAUGACAACUCACCCACACCUGACAUAAUCAAGGGAAGAGAGAAGAUCAAGAGCCUCAACCUGAGAGGCAAGCCCCAAAUGAAUGACACAUUGGCCGACCUCAAUGUAGUCCAGAUGGCAGGUGCUGAAGCUAUGGAGGGAAAUCUGGAAGCUGCAGAGAAUGAAGAAAAGGACUCCAGUGCUGAGGCUGACAAGGAAAACAUUUCUAUCUUUGAUGUGUCAGCUGCAGAGGAUAUUCCAGCUAUGGUCAACAAAUCGUCUGACAAGCCACACCCUGCAGGUAUCAAGCUCACUCGGUCAGGGUACUUCACUCUUCCCUCACUGGAUGUGCUGGCAGAGAUGUUGGACUCAGAUGGGCAAUGUCUAGUUGAGAAUUUCACUGUGGGCCGUUAUGGAUAUGGAAAUGUGUGUUUCCUUGGUGUUACUGAUGUUGCUGGCAUUGACCUUGAUUCUGUGGUGUUCAUCCUUCGAAAGCAGAUUGAAGUUUAUCCAGAGGGGACACAGAAGCCACCCCAAGGCCAAGAACUCAAUAAACCUGCUAUCAUUACGCUAGAUUGUGUCUGGCCAGUUGACAAGACCACGCGAGAGGUGAUCAAAUCUUCAGAACGACUCCAGGCAAUGGGAUGGGCAGAUUAUCUGGAGCGCCAGUGUGUCAAAAUGGAAUCGACUUUUGUUGAAUACCGCCCAGAAACUGGAUCAUGGGUCUUUAAGGUAAAACACUUCUCCAAAUAUGGUUUGCAAGAAGAUGACGAGGAGGAAAUGGUGACAUCUCCACCUAAAACAAAUGUGACCGCUCCUUUAGCCACCCACCGAGCUGCUCUCGGCUCUACAGCUGCACAGCUCCCUCCUAUUCCCAUGCGGACAUCUGGCCCCCCUGCCACUGCCUUGACCUCACCUCCGCAAUUUGGCCUUAGUCAUAUGGUCAUGGCCAGUCUCCCCACAAAAUCAAUGAUGCAGCCAAGGCACCUUGAUAGCCCAUCACUUCAAGAUACUCAGGCCUUUGAGGAAGAACAGAUGGAUUCAUAUAUUGCCAAGGAAGCAGAGGAGAGUGCAGCCAUGACUGUGCUUUCCCCCAGUGCUGAGCGUUUGACAGUUGUGUCCAGGGUUGUGCCUAAAACAGUCCAGUUGGCCAAGUGGCAGAUGUUUGCAGGUGAAGAGGAAGAAGAGGCCCAGCAACCCACCAGAGAAUCGACUCCAACACCACAGCUUCCCCGAGGAUCUGUGAAAAAACUUCAUCUGACAACAGAUAUUUCCAUGAAUCAGACUCAGAGAAUGACAGCUAGUCCCAUCCCCAGUGAACCAGUAAAACCCAAAACUGUACUGCAGCCUCAACCUGUCACCUUGGGUUCACCCCCUAAAGCCAAUGUACAGAGUGAGUCUUGCCCAAGUGCAGAACUGCUUGACCCUCGCUCAGAGUACCUUUUAUUACAAAGUGGGAGUAACAUUGGCAGGGAGUCUGGUCACGUACCACCACAGCACCAAACUGCUCUUGUGCCACUUGAGUCCUCCCUCCUUGCCGGGAAAGACCACCUCUCUGCUGACAUGGGAGCCUUCAUGGGUCGGUCAUUCAGAGUGGGCUGGGGUCCUGGUUGGAGGUUUGUUCAUGCUGGGCCAAAAUUCACGCCAACAUUGAUGGAAGAGGAGGAUGACCUAAGAAUUUUGAAAGAAAAUGCUUUGUCCAUGCCGUCGCCUGCAUCUUUCCUCUUCAUGGGAUCUGUUCAUUCACAGCCUAGAAUGACGGCUACAUCAGAUGUACCUAGGUACAACUUGUCUGUGGAGAAAUUGCACACAGUCCAUCAAAGUCCUCAUUAUCUAACAGAAGCAAGCCUGGAACGUGUUUUAGAAUACAGCAUUGUAACCUGUGACGAGAUUAGUGAUUCUACUGAACCACCAUGUCCUCAUUUCCGACCUGUAGCAGAUGUAGAACUGCUCCACCAACUAGCUGAAACUGCAUCCUGUUUUGCACAAAAGGAUCCCACUGUAUCAAAUAUAUUUGAUCUAUGUGUUGCACUCUGGGGAAGGCUGGAUUUCUACUCUCCUGAAUCUGACGGGGAAAGUGAAUAUGCUAUUUCACGGGUUAGAGUCGAGUCCCUCAGCCUGUGGUUGGAGGCUGUUAGCAGUGCAGCUGUUCAGGAGGAAGUGGAAGUUGCUCUCAAUGAUGAAAAGAAUGAAGAAAGUUACUUAGAUGCAGUUUUUGCGCACCUGACAGCUCGACAGAUUUCGGGAGCUUGUGUCCUUGCCCAGGAUAAAGGUGAUCAUCAUCUUGCUCUUCUGUUAGCCCAAACCUGCUUUGGUCAGGAUGCCCAGAGAUCCCAAGGACUGGGGUUGGUUGGUGGGGUGUCGGAGACAUCCAUUAAGAUAUUUACUCCUAAUUUAUAUAUUUCCAGGUAUGUAUGUCCAGCCACAGCAACAAUAGCAGAAGCAUUACAAGAGUACGAACAAGCUGCUGGUCUAAAGGGUGAUUCUCCAAGUUAUUGUGAUCUGCCUUUACCACCUUACAUGAUGAAUCAAGCGUUACCUGAUCAGAUGAAAGUUAGCUAUGAUGUCUGUUACCACCUUUUGAAGCUGUUCACUGAUCCAAUGCAUCAGUUGGAGGUUCUUCUUAAUCCAGCAACUAUAACACCUGACCCUGUCGAUGUAUCAGUAAGCUGGCUCUUGUGGCGUGUCCUAGAGAGUCUGGGUUAUUCUCAUCUCUCCCAGCAAGUCAGUGCCAAUUUGCAUUUGAGCAUGGCAGCCCUUCUAGAGUCAGCAGGGAACUGGCACUGGGCAGUCUUUGUUCUACUGAACAUUAAUGAUGAAGAGAGACGGAGUAGAGAGGUCCAGGAAUUGCUGAGACGACAUGUAGCUGUUGGAGAAGAAGAUGAGUCAGAUCCCAAAUACAGUAUGAGGGAGAGAUUUGUACUUGAGAAGUUGCGCAUACCCCAGAAGUGGCUACAUCAAGCCAAAGCCACCAAAGCUCGAGCAUUAGACAUGGUUGAUGAGGAAGCUUGGUAUCUUCUGAAGGCAGGCGACUACAACCGUGCACAUGUACUUAUUGUUGAUACCAUUGCUCCUAAUUCAAUCAUAAAUGAGGAUCACGAAUACCUACAUGGAUACCUAGACCAACUUUGCGAUGAUGGAGUCCGUAGUAGUGUCGUGGAUUGGGCUAUUGGAGGCGGCGUUUAUGCUGACUACCUUGAUGUCUGUUCAGUAGUAGAAGACAUGAAGAAGUCUGCAGAUCCAACACCUGCCAAGCUUGAACAGUUGCGACCUCGUCUUCUUGCUUUGUGCUCCAGGCUUAACAACCUCAAAUGUCACACUGCCACACACAGACUGUGUGUAUCAGAGAUGAGCCGAGUGGUUGUGGGAGUCUUGAGAGCUGUUGUAGGUGAGGGAACUGAUGCCACACAGGUCCUAUCACAGCAGCUGUCCGGUCUGCCCCUAACACAUGACUAUGCUCUUGCUGAACUUAACCUUGUCACAACUCACUAUCUCACACAUCUGGCUGCUGAGAGGUGAGGGUUUAACUUCUGAAAUAGAGGGAUAUAAAUAAUGCUUUGUUGCAAGACAAGAACAAAAAUAUGCAGCUUUCAAAUUUGUGAGCAAUUUUUUUCCUCAAGUUUUGGAGGUUAUAAAUGGAGAACAGAGAAUAUGUGACAAUGUUUACAGUGUUCGACAAGAUUCAUAAUUGAAGACCUUCCUAAUAAUGUGCUAUUGCACUUGACAAGGAAAGAAGUGUCAUAUGCUAGAAAAUAUGAAAAGAAUAUAUUCUGAGGCAAAAGAUAUGAAGUGUAAUGGGUUAAAUAUUGCGAAAGUGCAAACAAUGAGAUAUUGCGAACUUCCUAACCUUUUUGAUAACUUUUGCUUAAUAACUGAGAGAAAUAACCAAGGUCAAGUAGUGACACGUGAAAAGAGGGUUUGUUAUGUUUAAAUGAUGUAUAUUUAUGAAAAAGAAAUAGAUUUUAGUGUGCAAAAUGGUGAGGACGUAUCUGACACAGAUAUAGAAAUGUGUUGAAGUAAAAUAAAGAAUAGUAUAUGUAAGUCAAGAAACUUUUCAAGAAUAUCAUAUCCUCAAAAAGGAAAAUGUAAGGAACACGUAAAUACAAAUAGUUUACAUCAUUAGAAAACUAUGACGAUGAUUUAUAUAAUAUAAAUAAUGUUUGCCAAGUUCAAUAUAUAUGAGUUUCAGGUAUUUUCUGUAAUCUCAACACCUUUAAAUGGUACAAGUGUAUUGGGAUUGAUGUCACUGAUAUUGAUGUCUUCACAAUGCAGUACAAGGAAAAAAACUUUUUGGUUCAAAGAUAGUUCUCUGCAUAAGGUGGUGCAAAACUUAUGAUGGUGUUAUUUUGGAUUUUUUUCAAAUUCUAUCUACAUUAUUAUUUGGUUAUCUAGUUAUUCCAUUAUCUUUAUAUACUUAUCAGCUGGAAAGGUUAAAAGUCCUUGUAUCCAUUAUGGUGCCAAUCAGUCUAAGUAAUGUGAAUAGGUUAAAAAUUAUGCUGCUUGAUGAAACAAAAUCCCAAAAUACUCAUAACAUAACUAUGCAGAUUAAUGAAACAUUCUUUUCAUCUACUGAAAUCUACAGAAUAUUCAUGAGUAGGCAAUUAUCUAUUGAAACUUUUUAAUGAUCCAAAAAAGAUAGUGUUUGUAAUUUAUUUUUUUCUUCUUUGAAUGUGUUUCCUUGUAAAUGAGUCGGUUGUCUCAAAUGAAGAGUAAUUAUGAACUGAUAUAAAACAAAUUUCACUGCCAUUCAUAUAUUUCAAAGGGAUAGCAAUGCAUGGCGAAUGUGAAUUCAACAGCCUUUAGACGCUUAGAUGCUUAUGUUGCAUAUACCCUGGUGUCCAGUGUAAUAUGUUAAUGAUUUUUGUACCCUAUAAUAUUUUAUGUUUUAAUAAAAAGUUGUAUGGAUGAUGUUGCAGAUGGUUUAGAGAAUAAUAAAAAUGGAGUACGUUUG